AUGUUUGAGAUGAAGAGAGCAAUUGACGCUUUAGUUGUUUUAGCAGGUAAGGUUUCAGAAUAUAACGCAAAAAUGAACCCGCAAUGUUCUAAAUGUAAAGCAGCAAUGAGGAGAUAUAACUACUCCGUCAAAGAGAUAGAACGUAUGCGAAACGACUAUGCAGAUUUAAAGAAAGAAGCAGAGAAGCCGGUAGAAAAUAAAAUGGACAUGUUAGAAUUUCUGAACAAAAACUAUCCAACAGCAGAAGAUUUCCUUCUAUCUGAUGUCAAGAAGAAGUAUAAAGAGACUUUCGGCAUAGUUAAAACUUUUGACAUACUGACAGAAGAAAUAGAAGCUACGAAAUUGUUUAGAAUUUCAAAUAUACAUCGUACAAUUCAUGUAAAACGCUUGUGA
This is a messenger RNA of Trichomonas vaginalis G3, 393 nucleotides long. Its product is annotated as organellar and viral DNA polymerase type B. The transcript has a single exon. Lineage: Eukaryota; Parabasalia; Trichomonadida; Trichomonadidae. The record is from RefSeq and is a predicted model, not a curated record. Bases 1 to 393 code for a protein of 130 amino acids.